Messenger RNA from Syngnathus acus (greater pipefish), 1650 nucleotides. RefSeq names its product G patch domain and KOW motifs (gene gpkow). Bases 15 to 1574 code for a protein of 519 amino acids. Gene Ontology annotation, cellular component: spliceosomal complex. The transcript has 11 exons. Gene Ontology annotation, molecular function: nucleic acid binding. Gene Ontology annotation, biological process: mRNA splicing, via spliceosome. The record is from RefSeq and is a predicted model, not a curated record. NCBI's taxonomy places the organism in Eukaryota, Metazoa, Chordata, Actinopteri, Syngnathiformes, Syngnathidae.
GUCAUCACAUCACAAUGGCGUCGCACGGGAAUGAUUCGUCUUCGUCUUUUUUCUUGCCUUCGGAGGACCAAAGCGAGAAAAAAACAUCAGUUUCGUUCGGUUUCGCUAAAACCUUUAGCAAAUUCAAACCUCCGAGCAGUGACGUUGUAACAAGGAACGAUGACAUCGAUUAUUUGACCGGAAUCACAAGGAAUCAAUUGCAGAGUACGAAGCCAUCAGAAAGUCCAACGGAACGUAUCAUCCCUCUGAUCCUGAAGAACCGCUGGCGAGCCCCCGACGAAGAGGGCCAGAACCUUGAACGUGGAGAUAAAAUCUGCGAAUCAACUCAAUUUAACGGCGAUGGGAGUGGAGGCAAAACUCACGAGAAUGACUCCGUGGAGGCUCAGGCUGUCAAAGAGCUUAUUGAAGAUUCAAGGCGGAAGCUGGAAGAGAUGCAGGCAAAGCCUAAUCUCAACCUCACCAUCCCCCUGCUGGCACAAAACAAGGUGCCUGACGGCUUUGAGGACGGAGACCAUUUAAAUGUGGAGCUGCGGCCAGAUCCUUCAACAGAAGAAGAUUAUGAAAGAGUUCCUGUUGAAGGCUAUGGAAUGGCUAUUCUGAAGGGGAUGGGCUGGAAGAAAGGGGAAGGCAUUGGCCGCACCUUUAAGCAAGAUGUGAAGCCCUACGAAUACAAGCCCCGUGUAAUCGGCUUGGGUCUCGGGGCGGAUCGCUCGGCCAUCAAGGAUCUGGAGCCCGGCAAACGUCGGCGCCCGCCCAAGCCCGGCGAGGAGCGUGACAAGGAGGAAGAGGAGGAGCAGCUGGUCUUGGCUCGCGGUGGAUGUGUGCUGCUGGAGUCAGGGGCACAUAAGGAGCGCUAUGGAAAGAUUGAAGCUCUGGACACGGACAACGCUCGCGUUUUGGUGAGGUUGGCGAUUGGUGGGGACGUGGUGUCAGUCCACCAGUACGCUGUCAAACUGGUCAAGCAGAAGGAAUACGACAGAUAUGGCAAAGACAUCAGUCGUCUCAGCAAAGCACAUAAAACCAAGGUAAAAGAGGAGCGAGAGCGUGACGAGCAACAGCAACAAGAAGACAAAGAGAGGCGGCAAACAGACGGGGUCAAACACGCAUCUUCCGAAAGAGGAAAAGAUGAUCGGAAAAGGAAACACAGAGAAUCCAGUUAUGACAGCGAUAAGCCGCCGGAAAAAGAAGCGAGGCAAGCAAAGGCGCCGCCGUCCUGGCUUCAGAGAGACUUGAAAGUUCGUUUUGUGGACAAAGAUUUCAAGGGGGGAAAGUACUACAACUCAAAGAUGCGCGUGGAGGAUGUGUUAACGCCGUCAAUCUGCAUUUGUCGUACUGAAGAAGGAAGACUGAUAGACGAUGUGACGCAGGAUAUGCUGGAAACUAUUGUGCCCAAAAGUGAUUAUGACGCCAUUAUGGUUGUACUGGGUGAGCAUCGGGGACAGGUGGGCCGUAUUCUGCAACGGGACAAGAACAAAUGCAGAGCAACGGUCCAGCUCGACAGAUAUGAAAAGAAACUCUUCACUUUGGACUAUGAUUUUAUUUGUCACUAUGUGGGAGCGACAGACCACUAUUGAAUUAUUAUUCUCUUAUUGUAAGAACAAAAUAUCAUUUUGUAAUGUUUGUAAUAAAAUUGUGAAUUUGUACACGUUA